AUGGAAAAUAACUCUUCAAGUACCGUCCCUGCUCUGUGCUUCCUCUCACUACCAGAUUUUGAUCCCUACAACACGACAAAUCUUCCAGAUUCAGUCAACACGAUUCGAACCGUUCUUUCUGUUGUCAAUGGUGUAGCGUCUCCUCUAACAGUCGUUGUUAACGCGUUGGUUUUUUGGUCUGUGCUAGGAGAUGAAGAGCUACGGUCAUCUUCUUUUAACGUCUUGCUGGUAGCUUUAUCAGUUAUCGAUUUUCUGAUGGGACUGCUUGUUCAACCAACAUAUUCCUUCCACAUUCAGUAUCUUGUGAAAAGUCGGUUUUCGCCUUGCACAUACACCUUUUAUGUUUUGACUGCUGUGACCCUGGGUGGUUUGUCAUUGUGUACUUUAACUUUAGUAAGCUUGGAGAGAUACCUUGCUAUCGAACAUCCUAACUUUUACCGCAAGAUGGUUACAGUAAAAAGAGUCAUGUCAGGAAUUGUGAUGUACUUGGCAGUAAAUCAAACUCUUUUGAUUAGUGUCACAACUUUUGCGAUUGUUAACAAGAGCAAACUGUUCGUAGUUCCACCCAUGGUUAACAUUGGUGUUAAUAAUCUAUUCAUUUUGUACUGCUCUAUCAAAGUUCAAGUAGCAGCUUACCGCCAGCGUAGAACCAUCGCCCUACAGCAAGAAUCAGUUCAKCAGCCCGAUGAACAACAACGACAACAAGAACGACUCAAAGAAUACAAACGAGUGUUCAUGACGACCAUAUUAGUGAUCGUGUCGAUUCUCUUUCUCGUUCCUUUCAUAAUACUCUCAGUGAUACAAGCCGUCACAGGUGAAGAUGUCAGGAGCGAUUUAAGCCACAUCGGCAUUCCUAUCUGUCUGACAUUACUUCAUCUCCAGUCUCUUAUCAACCCAAUCCUCGUCUCACUGCGUCUAUCUUAUAUUCGCACAAGCAUCAAAAACAAACUAAUAACUUGCUUUAACUGA
Molecule: messenger RNA, 969 nt
Organism: Exaiptasia diaphana
Lineage: Eukaryota; Metazoa; Cnidaria; Anthozoa; Actiniaria; Aiptasiidae
Product: 5-hydroxytryptamine receptor 2A
Exons: 1
Coding region: 1-969 (322 amino acids)
Biological process (GO): G protein-coupled receptor signaling pathway
Cellular component (GO): membrane
Molecular function (GO): G protein-coupled receptor activity
Source: RefSeq, a predicted model, not a curated record